Messenger RNA from Plasmopara halstedii, 210 nucleotides. RefSeq lists its product as uncharacterized. NCBI's taxonomy places the organism in Eukaryota, Oomycota, Peronosporomycetes, Peronosporales, Peronosporaceae. The coding region runs from base 1 to 210 and encodes 69 amino acids. The record is from RefSeq and is a predicted model, not a curated record. The transcript has 2 exons.
AUGAUCUCUGGAGGUCACCUAAUAGCUACACUUUAUUUGAUACACACUGGAAGCUGCGAUUCGCCCUUUUCAUCCGAAUACCGCGAUAUGCAAUUGCUACUUAUCCCCUGCCUACUGCCGCUUCUAUCUUUUAAGUGUUGCUUACAGCUAAUGCAAGCGAUUAUUUACCUUCUGUUAAAUAAUAGCUUUGCUCUGAGAAAUGCUUGGUGA